Messenger RNA from Bacidia gigantensis, 705 nucleotides. RefSeq lists its product as uncharacterized. The transcript has 2 exons. Lineage: Eukaryota; Fungi; Ascomycota; Lecanoromycetes; Lecanorales; Ramalinaceae. The coding region runs from base 1 to 705 and encodes 234 amino acids. The record is from RefSeq and is a predicted model, not a curated record.
AUGGAUUGCCAGGAGAUCGACCAUGGAGACCCUUCCACGAUCGAAGCAGCCGCUGUCUCCAAAAAUGACGUUGGACCAAGAAGUUUCCGACUCGACGAUGGUAGCCACACCCCGAUUAUUGAAGAGCUCUCGACCGCCCUAGACGCCAUGAUUCUCUCCGUCGCCAAGAAAGAUCGCCACGUAGCUGAAGUCCAAGAUAGCCUCGUGGCUCAUCAUAUCGCCAUCAAAGAGCAUAGACAUCGUAUUCUCGAGGCUCGAAGCGUAAUCUCUGCACACCAAGGUGCCAUAGCAGAAAACAAAAAUUAUAUUAAAGAGGCUGAAGCAAGUCGGAACAAAACAGCGGCGAGGACGGAGCUUGGUACUGCGUUUUCGAUGCAAGAGACCUAUCAGACAAUAGAACGAGCUAGCUCUGCUGCGAUAGCUGAGAGUAGACGGAGAAUCUUUGAGGCGGACGAUGUGGUAUUGGCGCACCAAGCUGCUAUUGCCGAGAAUGGACGAAGGAUUAUUGAGUUAGAGAAGGCGAGGGUUGAUGUUAUUCAUGAGAGAAGGCGGAAGAAGAAUGAGGUGGCUGAUACCCGGUCGUUGAUGGUGAGAUGCCAAAGAGAUCUGGGAGUGACAAAAGCUGCGAAAUCAAGGGCAACAACGUCGUAUGGGGUGAGCUUGCGACCACAGAGCGAGGCCAACGUGAGCUUCUUGCCGAUUUAA